ACCGGUCAAGUUAAAAGCUUUAUUUCAUUUCUAAGCCGAAACAAAAAAUUAAAUAAUUCACUCUUAUUAAAUUGUGUUUAAUAUCUUAUCUAUUUCAAAAGCUAUAAAGCUAUCAUCCCGAUCAAUAUGACUAUCGGAAAGAAUAAUAAGAUGAUCCAACACCUGAACUACCGAGUCAGAAUCGUACUUCAGGAUUCAAGAACUUUCAUCGGUACAUUCAAGGCAUUUGAUAAACACAUGAAUCUUAUUUUAGGAGAUUGUGAAGAAUUCAGAAAAAUUAAACAGAAGAAUACUAAACUUCCCGAUCGUGAAGAAAAGCGAGUCUUAGGAUUUGUUUUGCUUCGCGGAGAAAACAUAGUUUCAUUAACCGUUGAAGGUCCACCACCACCAGAGGAAGGUUUACCUCGAGUUCCUAUUGCAGGAGCAGGACCCGGCAUUGGACGUGCUGCUGGUCGUGGAAUGCCAGCACCGAUUUCUGCAGUUCCAGCAGGACUUCAAGGACCAGUACGAGGAAUGGGAGGGCCUGCACCUGCUCAUAUGGCUCCACAACCAAUGCGAGGACCACCACCAAUGGUUCCGGGAAUGCCUCCAAGAAUGCCUCCUGGUAUGAUGCGUCCUGGUGGACCAGGAUUUCCACCACGAUAAACAUUAAAAGAAGUUUAAUUUGAUAACUAUCAAAGCAUCUCACAAUCUUAAGUGUAAAAAAUUAAUUUGCAACUGAAUAAAACAUUUUCCAUAAUUCUUAAUAAACGUUUGGUUUG
Molecule: messenger RNA, 761 nt
Organism: Clunio marinus
Lineage: Eukaryota; Metazoa; Arthropoda; Insecta; Diptera; Chironomidae
Source: the annotation of a GenBank genome assembly